This is a messenger RNA of Trematosphaeria pertusa, 1611 nucleotides long. RefSeq names its product major facilitator superfamily transporter. Bases 104 to 1432 code for a protein of 442 amino acids. Gene Ontology annotation, molecular function: transmembrane transporter activity. The transcript is spliced from 5 exons. The record is from RefSeq and is a predicted model, not a curated record. NCBI's taxonomy places the organism in Eukaryota, Fungi, Ascomycota, Dothideomycetes, Pleosporales, Trematosphaeriaceae. Gene Ontology annotation, cellular component: fungal-type vacuole membrane. Gene Ontology annotation, biological process: transmembrane transport.
UGAGUGGCGAGCUCCCACAAAUCAAUCCUUCGCGUUUAAAGAAUCCACUGCCCACGCAGCACCCCAACCCGCCUUCCUUCAUCCUUCCGACCACGACUACAACAUGAAGGAAUCAUUUACCCCCAAGACGGAGGAUCCGAGCCUAGAAUCGUUGGCGACGGUAGAUAUCGCUAUCGUCCCCAUCGAGGCCGAAAUUCGACAAGAUGGAGGCUUGGUGGCAUGGCUUCAGGUCUUCGCUUGCUGGCUGCUCUUCAUGAACACCUGGGGACUGACAAACUCUUUCGCCAUCUUCGAGACGUACUACACCCACGAGUUCCCGGACCUCAGUCACUCCUCCAUCGCCUGGAUCGGCUCCCUCCAGCUCUUUCUCACGCUCUUCAUCGGCGUCUUCGCUGGCCGCUUCCUCGAUAGCGGCCAUGUGCGCGCUGUCGUGGUUACUGGAAUCACUUUCGAGGUGGUUGGGAUGCUGAUGACGAGUUUCUGUGAGCGAUACUGGCAAUUGGUAUUGGCCCAGGGAAUCUGCGUCGGAAUUGGGUGUGGUAUGCUGGCGUUUACGAGUGCCGCGAUCAUCCCGUACUACUUUGUGAAGAGAAGGAUGUUGGCUGCAGGCAUUGUGAGUACGGGAAGCAGUAUUGCCGGUGUCGUAUACCCGCUCAUGAUGCGUGAGCUAUUCGCCAAAGUGGGCUUCGGCUGGGCAGUGCGUUCACUGGCUCUCAUCAUGCUUGUUGCACUGUGCACAAGCCUCGUGGUGCUGAAACCCCACACUCAAAAGAAACAGUCUGGACCAUUGUUCAAGUUCGAAAUGCUUCGCGAUUCGUCUUACACGCUUUUCAUUCUCGGAUACACUUUCAUGGUGGCCGGAACCUACGUACCGUACUUUUUCAUCCAGAGCUAUGCGCUAGAGCUCGGUAUUGACGAGAACAUGACUUUCAAUGUUGUCAGCAUCAUGAAUGCUGCGACCUUCUUUGGGCGCUUUCCGUACAACUACCUCGCCGACUUAUACGGCGGUAUUGCGGUUCUCGUCCCGUGCUGCUUUGCCACUUCCAUCAUCCUCUUCCUCUGGCGUUUCGUACACACACUCUCUGGGCUCAUCGUCAUCGGCGCCACUUUCUGCUUCGUCACCGGAGGCCUCGUAUCGCUGCCCGCCGUCACUAUCGCAAGUCUCACCCAUGAUAAGUCCGAGUAUGGAACGCGAAUGGGAAUGGGUUACACAGUCGCGGCUAUCGGUGCGCUCGUCGGAAACCCGAUUGCUGGUGCGGCUAGGACGGGCGGGAACCAGCUCGUUGCGAACGCUCAAAGUGGAAUGAACGCUGUCAUGGAGAGAUGGCAGGGUGCUUGGUUUGUUGCGGGAGCCGCUUUGCUGAUUGCCAGUCUUCUGAUGGCAGGCGCGCGGUUUGCAAGAGCUGGAUUCGACAUGCGAACCAAGUUGUAGGUCGCAGAAGGCCAUUCACAAGACCUAGACUGCGGUUCAAGACCUGGGGGGAGAUAAAAUCUGGCUAUGUCUUUUAGCGAGCUGGGCGACGACCUCACUGCUUUUUCUAUGGGGAGUCUUCGGUGUGAGACACGCCAUUUAGCGCGCAGACUAGAGCAUGGGUGCGCAUUUUCCAUCAU